Solanum stenotomum is the source of this 844-nucleotide messenger RNA. RefSeq names its product homeobox-leucine zipper protein ATHB-52-like. The transcript has 2 exons. Bases 61 to 690 code for a protein of 209 amino acids. Gene Ontology annotation, biological process: positive regulation of DNA-templated transcription. Gene Ontology annotation, cellular component: nucleus. The record is from RefSeq and is a predicted model, not a curated record. Gene Ontology annotation, molecular function: DNA-binding transcription factor activity, RNA polymerase II-specific; sequence-specific DNA binding. NCBI's taxonomy places the organism in Eukaryota, Viridiplantae, Streptophyta, Magnoliopsida, Solanales, Solanaceae.
ACUUAAUAACAUUACAAUAUCAUAUUACAAGUUUCAAACUCUCUUCUUCAUUUUUCUAACAUGAAUAAUUUCUUGAAUUCUCAAUAUCUACAUAAACAUCAAUCUAUAUUGAACCAUAACAAAAAGAGGCUAACUCAAGAACAAGUCAAGAGGUUAGAGGCAAGUUUUGAUUUAACCAAGAAACUUGAGCUUGACCAAAAGCUUCAACUUGCUAAAGAGUUGGGAGUUCCUCCUAGACAAAUUGCCAUUUGGUACCAGAACAGACGAGCUAGAUGGAAGAAUCAAAGCCUCGAGCUCGACUAUACUACACUCCAACUCAAACUAGACACUACAUUAGCUGAGAAGAAGCAAAUAGAGAAAGAAAAUGAACGUCUAAAAAUUGAGUUGAAGAAGGUAAAUGAAAUGCUAAUUGCCAUUAAACAAGCUAAAGUUCAAGAGGAAUUAGCACAAGGGAUAAUUCCUUGUUCAAUUUCUAGUGGUAAUUGUGAAGAAGGAGGGAGUUCAAGUUUUCAAGAAGAUGUGAGUUGUUCAUGGGUAAAUAAUAAUAAAAUUAACAACAACAAUAAUAAUAAUUGUGAGUCUAAUUUGGCACUUGAUGAGCUUUAUUCUUGUUUGAUGGGUGGAGAAGAAGGGUCAAAAUAUAGUUUGAGUUGGCAAAAUGGGAAAGAUCUUUGGGUGUGGAAAAAUUAAUACAUGUAUCUCUAAUGUCUACAUCAAACUGAUGAAUAUAAGACAUAUGUCAUGUGUUUCAUUACACAUUUAUUAAUUGAUCAUGGUUUAUUGAUGUGUUCUAUUCGCUUUAAUUUGUAAUUAAAGUUAAAUUGUUUGGUAUGAUAUAAACUUU